Molecule: messenger RNA, 972 nt
Organism: Blumeria graminis f. sp. triticale
Lineage: Eukaryota; Fungi; Ascomycota; Leotiomycetes; Helotiales; Erysiphaceae
Source: the annotation of a GenBank genome assembly
AUGAGCUUAAUAGGACUUUUCUAUCGACAUCGACAAUGUAGACGUCAGCUAACUAAUAACAUGAAAAUACUAUCGUACCGAUGUUCCGUAUUACGUUGUCGGAGACUUGAGAGGCAUAUAUCAGCUACAACCCGCACACUAGCUCAGCCAGGUGAUGACCCAGAAUUCAAGUCCAUCGUUGAUAGUCCAGCUAUUCUUGUACAGGCAGGCAAAAAGAAGCAUGGUCCAGGUCUUAUUAUUCUAGCUCUCAUCCCAAUAACUGCUUUCGCACUUGGAACUUGGCAAGUACAACGACUUGCUUGGAAGAGCGAUCUCAUUGCAAAAUUCGAGGAUCGUCUCAUCAGGCCUGCUCUUCCGCUACCACCUAAAAUCGAUCCAGAUGCUAUUCAUGAGUUCGACUAUCGCCGUGUCUUUGCACGUGGACACUUACGUCACGACCAAGAAAUGUUAAUAGGACCACGUAUCCAAGAUGGAAAGAAUGGCUACUUAGUAGUAACGCCGUUAGAGAGAGAAGGAGAUGGUACCACCGUGCUGGUUAAUCGUGGUUGGAUUGAUAAAAAGUUUAAGAAACCUGCCUCAAGAGAUACUUUACAAGCAUGCCCGACAGAUGAAGUAGUAAUAGAAGGGUUGUUAAGAGAACCCUGGAAAAAAAAUAUGUUUACGCCCAAUAAUGCCCCCGAAAAGGGAGAAUUUUAUUUUCCUGAUGUGGCACAGAUGGCUAAUUUAACUGGAAGUCAACCAGUUUGGAUAGAAGAAACGAUGACCCCAGAUCUAUUAACGAAUUGGGCCCGAGAAGAUAAAGGGAUUCCUAUUGGAAGAUCGGCUGAAGUGAACUUAAGCAAUAAGCACGCACAGUACAUAUUUACAUGGUACGCCCUUUCAGCCGCCACAUCAGUCAUGUUUUGGAUGGUGGUGAGAAAACCACCUGCGGACUUAACUCGUCGUGUUCGCUUGAGCAAAGAAUGGUCGUGA